AUGCUUGUUUUUGGUGAUGCCUUCGCUCCGUUUGAUCGUGCUUCAGCUCUGGCUUCCCAAGCCGUGUCCCAGCUGGUGGAUGAUCAGGGAUCAACCAAUGUGGUUUACCAAGCCCAUCAUGUCAGCAGGAGUAAGAGAGGACAAGUCGUCGGUACCAGGGGUGGAUUUCGAGGCUGCACGGUUUGGCUAACAGGCCUUUCUGGAGCUGGCAAGACAACCAUCGGCUUUGCUCUGGAAGAGUACUUGGUCUCUCAUGGCAUCCCCUGCUAUUCCCUGGAUGGCGAUAAUGUUCGGCAUGGCUUGAAUAAAAACCUGGGUUUCUCGGCUGGGGACCGCGAGGAAAACAUCCGCCGCAUCGCAGAGGUGGCCAGGCUGUUCGCCGACGCUGGGCUCGUCUGCAUAACUAGUUUCAUUUCUCCUUUCGCAAAGGAUCGUCAAAAUGCACGGAAAAUUCAUGAGGCAGCUGGACUUCCUUUCUUUGAGAUCUUUGUAGAUGCUCCUCUAAAUAUUUGUGAAAGCAGAGAUGUGAAGGGCCUGUACAAAAAGGCAAGAGCUGGAGAGAUCAAAGGAUUCACGGGGAUUGACUCAGAGUAUGAGAAGCCCGAAUCUCCUGAACUAGUGUUGAAAACGAAUGUUGCGUCGGUGUCUGAAUGUAUUCAGCAGGUUGUGGAGCUCCUCCAAACACAAAACAUCGUGCCCCACUGCUCGAUUAAGGAUGUUCUUGAGCUGUUUGUACCUGAAAAUAAACUCGAUAGUGUCCGAGCUGAAGCAGAGAUGCUGCCAUCCGUAGAGAUCACUAAGCUGGAUCUGCAGUGGGUGCAGGUGCUGAGCGAAGGCUGGGCCACUCCGCUGACCGGCUUCAUGCGCGAGGCGGAGUACUUGCAAGUGAUCCAUUUUGGCACCCUGCUGAAUGGAAGGAAUCGCUCUGUAGCUGACGGUGUUGUCAACCUGAGCAUCCCCAUCGUGCUGCCGAUCUCCACGGAGGACAAGGAGCGGCUGGAGGGCUGCGAGGCGCUGGCGCUCAGCUACGGGGGGCGCAGGGUGGCAAUCCUGAGGAGCCCCGAGUACUUCGAGCACAGGAAGGAGGAGCGCUGCGCCCGCGUCUGGGGCACCACCUGCGCCAAGCACCCGCACGUCAAAAUGGUGAUGGAGAGCGGAGACUGGCUGGUUGGUGGAGACCUCCUCGUGCUGGAGAAGAUCAAAUGGAACGACGGGCUGGACCAGUACCGCCUGACACCGCUCACUCUCAAGCAGAAGUUCCGAGAAAUGAACGCUGAUGCUGUCUUUGCAUUUCAGCUGCGCAACCCCGUCCACAACGGGCACGCCCUGCUCAUGCAGGACACACGGCGGCAGCUUUUGGAGAGGGGUUACAAAAACCCUGUGCUCCUUCUGCACCCCCUGGGAGGAUGGACCAAAGAUGACGAUGUCCCACUGGAGUGGCGGAUGAAGCAGCACGCAGCGGUGCUGGAGGAGCAAGUCCUGGACCCCAAGUCGACCAUCAUUGCCAUCUUCCCCUCUCCCAUGCUCUACGCCGGCCCCACGGAGGUGCAGUGGCACUGCCGAGCUCGCAUGAUUGCCGGGGCCAAUUUCUACAUUGUGGGGCGCGACCCUGCAGGCAUGCCUCACCCUGAGACCAAGAAGGACCUCUACGAGCCCACGCAGGGAGGGAAGGUCCUCAGCAUGGCGCCGGGCCUGACCUCGGUGGAAAUCAUCCCCUUCCGGGUGGCUGCUUACAAUAAACUGAAAAGGGCCAUGGAUUUUUAUGACCCAAAAAGGCACAACGAUUUUGACUUCAUCUCGGGAACACGCAUGAGGAAGCUUGCUCGUGAAGGUGAAAACCCACCAGACGGCUUCAUGGCCCCCAGAGCUUGGAAAGUCCUAACCGAGUACUACCAGUCGCUGGAAAAAAAGAAUUAACACUACUCCUCCUCCCUAGAAAUGCUUGUAUUAAGAGUGAGCAAUGAGUGAUUGAUUCCCUAUGACACAGAUCAGUUACUUGGCAUUUCCAAUGCUCUGACUGUAGAAUUUUCCUACCUGGGUCAGAGUGUUUUUUACUAAUCAGA
Messenger RNA from Balearica regulorum gibbericeps (East African grey crowned-crane), 2063 nucleotides. NCBI's taxonomy places the organism in Eukaryota, Metazoa, Chordata, Aves, Gruiformes, Gruidae. The record is from RefSeq and is a predicted model, not a curated record.